AUGUUCAAUCGUUUAAACAAAUUCCAAGCUGCUCUAGCGUUGGCCCUUUACUCCCAACGUGCAUUGGGAGAAUCCUAUGGUAACAGCACUUCUUCCGAUGUCUUGAGUACCAUUACUUCUUCGGCUUCUAGCGCAAGUGCUACCGCGUUCAACUCACUUUCUUCCAGUGACGGUACUGUUUAUCUGCCAUCUACAACAAUCAGUGGCGAUCUUACGGUCACUGGUAAAGUAAUUGCAACCGAAGCGGUCGAAAUCGCUACCGGUGGUAAAUUGACUCUUCUUGACGGUGAAAAAUAUGUUUUUUCAUCCGAUCUGAAAGUUCAUGGUGAUUUGAUCGUAGGAAAGUCAGAAGCAAGUUACGAAGGUACCUCCUUCGACGUCUCCGGUGAAACAUUCGAGGUCUCGGGUAACUUCAGUGCCGAAGAGUCGGCUGCUGUUUCUGCAUCCAUCUAUUCCUUCACACCUAGCUCUUUUGAAAGCAGCGGUGACAUUUCUUUGAGUCUGUCGAAGGCCAAGAAGGGUGAAGUUACUUUCUCGCCAUAUGCUAACUCUGGCGCGUUCUCUUUGUCAAACGCUAUCCUCAAUGGUGGCUCUGUCUCCGGUUUGGAACGUAGAGCAGAAGAUGAAGGUUCAGAAAACAACGGUGAAAUAAAUCUGGACAACGGAAGUACCUAUGUUAUUGUCGAGCCCGUUUCCGGAAACGGUACAGUCAACAUUAUCUCUGGUAACCUCUACUUACACUACCCAGACACCUUUACUGGUCAGACUGUUGUCUUCAAGGGAGAAGGUGUUCUCGCCGUUGACCCAACUGAGACCAACGCUACUCCUAUUCCCGUUGUUGGCUACACUGGUAAAAACCAAAUUGCCAUCACCGCUGACAUCACUGCUCUUUCUUAUGACGGUACUACCGGUGUUUUAACCGCAACCCAAGGUAACAGACAAUUCUCUUUCGCUAUCGGUACUGGGUUCUCCAGCUCUGGCUUCAGCGUCUCCGAAGGAACCUUUGCCGGUCUUUACACUUAUUAUCUAAACUACGAUGGAGUUGUUGCUACCAGUGCUGCUUCUUCAUCCACUUCCACCGCCACUUCUACCACUACAUCCGCUGCCACAUCCGCUGCCACAUCCGCUGCCACAUCCGCUGCCACAUCCGCUGCCACAUCCGCUGCCACAUCCGCUGCCACAUCCACCAUCUCUGGCGCAUCCACUUCUGCCGCUGUCUCUGGCUCAGUCUCCCUAUCAUCUAGUGCCUCUUCCUCAGGUGUAUCCAACUCCACCACAGUUUCAGGCUCCGUCGGUUCCUCGACCUUGGCCUCCGCUUCAAUCACUUCUUCAGCCGCUGCUGGCACCGCUUUCACUUCCGGUACCGCAUCUGUCUACACCACGACAUUGACCUACGCAAAUGCCACAAGCACAGUCGUGGUUUCCUGUUCAGAGGCAACUGACGCCAGAGGCAACAUCUACACAAUUACCAAAACCGUUCCAUGUUCUUCUACUACCGCCACAAUCACUUCUUGCGAUGAAAACGGGUGUCAUGUUCCAGCACCAACCGCUACCGACGCAACUGAAACCGUUUCUUCCAAGUCAUACACCACUGUCACUGUUACUCACUGUGAUGACAACGGCUGUAACGUCAAAACCGUCACUACUGAAGCUCCUAAACAAACUACAGCAACCACUGCUACUGUUUCUGAAAAAACUUACACCACCAUCACUGUUACCCAAUGCGAUGACAACGGCUGUAACGCCAAGACCAUCACCUCCGAAGCUCUCAAGCCAACUUCAUUGAGCACUGAAUUUAGCGCAGUUUCCAAGUCUGCUGCCCCAACUUCCCAAGCUAUCGCUUCUAGAAUCUCCACCGGUAUCGUCGUUCAAUCUGAAGGCAUUGCUGCAGGUCUAAAAACCAACGCUUUGAGCACCUUGGUCGGUAUUUUUGUUCUUGCUUUGUUUUAA
Messenger RNA from Saccharomyces kudriavzevii IFO 1802, 1950 nucleotides. RefSeq lists its product as uncharacterized. The transcript has a single exon. The record is from RefSeq and is a predicted model, not a curated record. NCBI's taxonomy places the organism in Eukaryota, Fungi, Ascomycota, Saccharomycetes, Saccharomycetales, Saccharomycetaceae. Bases 1 to 1950 code for a protein of 649 amino acids.